AUAAUUGAAGAACUAACAGAUCGUUUCAUAUUGAAUGAAAUACCCAACCCAACCUCACAUCACCCACGACUUGCGCGGUUUGCGCGUGACUGUUUUUUUCUUCAAAAAAAAUAUAGACAAUCACAUGAUGGAGUAGGUACCUAGUGUUAGCAACCAGUGGCAACCAGUGUUGUCGAUUCAAAUGGAACGUGUCAACAAUUGUCCAUCCUUUGAAUGAAAAAUUAACCACUCCGUGUGUUGACUUAAACUAAAAUGAGGUCUUGACAGUCGACGAUGAGGUGCCAAAGACAACUCACCUCUUCGACGAAAACACCUGCACGAUCUAAAUUAAAGCAAAUUAACCUCUAAAUUCGCCGGAAAACCUCCAAAAUAUCAACAAAUCGAGUGAAACUCAAAUUCUUCCCCCAAAUUAAUUAAAUCAAAGUGUAAAUAGGUAAUAAAAGAUUGAUAAAAUCCAGUGAAAAUGAAUUUCCGAAAGGAAAUCUGGCCAAAAUCCGCGGGAGAUGCCGCAUCGAUGGUGUUCACUCUGAUAAUAGUCCCAGUGAUCUACUGGUUCGAGCUCUGGGUGGUCCUUCCCCAGCUCUUCCCCCCAGGCUCUCUCCUCUAUCUCUUUCACUUCACCCUGGGGACGUUCAUCCUUAUAAACAUCGUCGGGAACUUCACGUACACUGUUCUCUGUGACACGAGCACCAGGUCAAUGAUUCUCCCAGUGAGCAAGGCAAAGAUGAGAGAAGGCUGGCGAUUCUGUGCAUCUUGUGAGGCCAUGGCUCCCCCUCGAUCCUGGCACUGUCAGACAUGCGGUAUCUGCAUUCUCAAGAGGGAUCAUCACUGUGUGUUCACGGGGUGCUGCGUCGGCUACUUCAAUCAUCGGUAUUUCCUCAUGUUCGUGCUCUACUUGUUCAUCGCUACUGUCUACAGCUUCUAUUACAAUAAUCACUUCAUCUGGGGGAGAAUGGAGUUUCACUUCCCCAUGUCAAUUAUUAAAAUGGUCUUUCCACUGGCUUUCUCCGUCUUUGGAUUGGAUUACUCCAUGGAUCAGUUCUAUCUGAUGCUGUAUGUCAUUUCAAUCGUGGGAAUGGGGUUCACUGGGGCACUAUCUGCUUAUCAUUUUCAUCUGGUGUUCACUGGAGCCGUUGCGCAUGAACGAGCGAAGAGCAAUUCGAGGUAUAAUCUUGGGUGGAGGCAGAAUGUGAAGGAUGUUUUUGGAGAACGCUGGUAUCUCACUUGGAUCCUGCCUUAUUUUGAGUCCAGACUCAUUGGUAAUGGAGUCAGUUGGAGGACUGCAGCUCCGUGGAAUGAGAAGUCGAAGAACAAAUGAAGAAAGUGAAAUUUUUUAGGGAUUUUUAGUUCAAAAUCUCGAAUUCUGGCCUUUGGAACCGAGUUUUGAGGACAUCGGAAGUUUAGGGUGGUUCCUGUAUGCUUGGAUGAAUCAAUUGGAAAGAUUAUAAUUGAGGUUUUGAAAUGUUUCUUCAAAACCGUAAUUAAAUGGGUAGGAGAGAGUGGGAUGAAAUGAACAUUUUCAACUUCUUUUCAAAUAUUCAUAACUUAGAAACAGAUUAUCAAUUAAGCUCAGUCCAAGCUCGUCACGAAGGGGAAGAAUUUUAAUUUUCAUUGAAAGAAAAGACUCCAUUUCAUUAACAAUUCAAUAAGGCAUUAAUAUUUUAGAAACAGUGGAAUGUGUCCAUUUUACCUCACCCGCUCCUAUGUUCUGAAAUGUUCUCGGGAAAUCUAUAUGGGGGAAAUUGAAGGACUGUUAAAAAGUUCCUUAAUGUGUUUUUUAUGAAGUUUGGAGGAUUUUGGGCUGAUUUUAAUUUUUUUUUCUGCUGAAGUCUUGGGACUUUUGGUUGCAGUCCGUGGACUCCGUAGUCUCCUAUGGUUUUUCAAUUGUUGCAAUUGUGAUCGAAGACUUGAACAAUUAUGCGUAAAAGAACUGUAGAAUUAAGUGUUGGGUACUUCAAAGAUUAUGUCAAUUAAUAUUCGUGUAAAUAAAAUGAAAAUUAUUGACUAAUUUGUUGUGUAAACGUAUCGCUCUAUUUUUCUUUUUUGAGGUAGGGGAGAAUGGGGCAAAAUGAAAUAGUAGGGCAAAAUGAAACAG
Messenger RNA from Diachasma alloeum, 2095 nucleotides. Its product is annotated as probable palmitoyltransferase ZDHHC24. The record is from RefSeq and is a predicted model, not a curated record. NCBI's taxonomy places the organism in Eukaryota, Metazoa, Arthropoda, Insecta, Hymenoptera, Braconidae. The transcript has 2 exons. Gene Ontology annotation, molecular function: palmitoyltransferase activity. The coding region runs from base 464 to 1318 and encodes 284 amino acids.